AUGCACUGUCCCACCCUUGAACUCACCGGAUGUGAGGAUGACAGAUGGUUCUCAUACUUGGAAAACAUGCAGUAUUUCUACAACGACGUCGCCUACGACUUCCAGCAAACCCCGGACCCAUUUGGAUAUGCCAACGAGAUGUAUUUUGCCCAACCAGCCAUGCCGAUGGAGUCGUCGAUGGGAGUUCGAGCGCCGAUGCCGUCACAAAUUGAGAUGCCACAAAACACUGGAUUUAAUGAAGCGCCACGAAUUCUGUGCGAAUUCCCAAUCGGCCAAAUCACGAUCCGCAUUCGAGUCGGAACCAUUCGACACAUUUUCAAGAAACACUGGAAGGAUUUUGUGUUUGCGGCGGGAGGAGCAAGGGAUUGGAAUGAUGUCGAGAGAAACGUGGCGAAUUAUCUGAUGUCAAUGAUUUCAAACUCGACACAGCUCUUCAUCACAGACAAACUCACAACUCGAACGGACGCGCUCCUCAUGUACCUUCGUCGACCCGGAGACGUCAUGUUCCAUCGGAUUCCAAUCGCUCAGGAUCACGUGGAGAAGCAGGUAUACAACAUUUGCACCGCUUACAAGCUGCGGAUCGAGGAGCAGGAGUUUUACGGGAUAUGGAAGGAUUUCUUGACGCAAAACGAGGUAUUUUAUCAAUCUGGAAUGAAUGGAAUCUUCACGAGGACAUCGGACAACCCUCACCUGGCCAACAUCCACCGCCGACCGGAUCCCGAACCUCUUGAGACCCAUUGCGCCCAUUUUGUACCUGUCCAGCCAAUCCCUUAUAUUCUUGUCCCAGUCCACCUAAUUGAAUAUGUCCCUCAUCCCCUACCUACCCAAUAUUUCCCUUAUCCCCCACCAGUCCAUGCCUGGUAA
Molecule: messenger RNA, 864 nt
Organism: Caenorhabditis remanei
Lineage: Eukaryota; Metazoa; Nematoda; Chromadorea; Rhabditida; Rhabditidae
Exons: 3
Coding region: 1-864 (287 amino acids)
Source: RefSeq, a predicted model, not a curated record